AUGAGAAACGUUGAACGGGAUGAUCGAUGUUGUUCACCAUGUCACAAUCGUCAACCAUUAUCUGUUGCUUUAACAAAACCGUGCAGUCGUGAUAGAUGCGAUAUACCGGUUUCUUGUGAAGAUGAUUUUGCAUCAAUGCAGAAUCAUCACGGUCAUUCAAUAAAAUCAUGCGGUUGUGAUAUGUGCGAUAUGCCAGCUCGUUGUGAACGCGAUUUUGCAUCAGUUCAGAAUCAUCAUGGCCAUGGAAAAAAUCGACGACUUGUACGAGAAUACUUCAGUGAUUUUCGUCCUAUUGCUUAUUACAAUUCAUACUGGUGGGCACCACGACCAAUGACAAUGACACAAUGGGCACCAGCACCAGCACUGCUACCAAUGACAAUGAUACCAUGGAGAUCACCAUCAUUUCAUCAUGGUUUUGGAGAUGGAUUCUUUAGACAUUUCGGCGCGGUAGAAAUACAAGAACAACGGUGCCGACCUUGUCGUUGUGUCGUAAGAUGUGUUCAUCAACCAGCGAAAAUUGUUAAACAAUUAACAAUACGAUCACGACCUACAUCUUGUCAUGAUCUUCGAGAACACCAUCGACAUGACAAGCGCGUUGAUGUACAUCACCAUAUUAAUGUUAACUGCAAUCAUGCGAGCACAGCAUCACCACCGCCACCGCCACCACUACCACCUCGACCAAGUACAACCGAUACUGGAACAGCUGCGCCUACUAUAGAAAAAUCAUCUCGACCACCUUUAACUACCUCAGAAACUGAAAGAUUCGAUCGUUUUGAAGAGGAAAAAACAAUCAAACAAGAUAAAGUCAUAACAAAAAUUACUCAAAAGACUUGCGUAGUCGAAGAACCAGUGAAAGUUACUACUUACGAAUGUAGAAAAACAAGCAAUUAUCAACGUGCUGACGCUGUUAAUCAAGUAGAACGAAGCAAAAUUUCAAUAGGAGGAUAUCAACAAAUUGGAGGAUACCAAAAUAGUGGAGAAUUCCAACAAACUCAAGAAUUUCAACAAACAGGAGGACAUCAACAAAUCGGAGGAUUCCAAAAUAGUGAAGGAUUUCAACAAACUCAAGAAUUUCAACAAAUCGGAGGAUUCCAAAAUAGUGGAGGAUUCCAACAAACUCAAGAAUUUCAACAAACAGGAGGACAUCAACAAAGCGGAUCUUUCCGACGAAUUGGAUGUUGUGAACAAACAGGUUCAGGUGUAUCAACGUCAGUAUGCUGUUCAUCAGAUAACGUUUUGAACGAAGAAAAUAGACAUUUCGCGUAUGAAUCACUAUCACCUUGUAUUCGAUCCAUCGAUAAUGCUUCAAAAACAAUCGAUUCGAUUGAAACCUUCUCCUGUUCAACACAGCCAUUUAUUACUCAAAAAACGUCCGAAACUCGAAGAAUCGUUACAUCAAAUUAA
Molecule: messenger RNA, 1404 nt
Organism: Rotaria socialis
Lineage: Eukaryota; Metazoa; Rotifera; Eurotatoria; Philodinida; Philodinidae
Source: the annotation of a GenBank genome assembly